Centruroides sculpturatus (bark scorpion) is the source of this 1175-nucleotide messenger RNA. RefSeq lists its product as uncharacterized. Lineage: Eukaryota; Metazoa; Arthropoda; Arachnida; Scorpiones; Buthidae. The coding region runs from base 1 to 1065 and encodes 354 amino acids. The transcript is spliced from 3 exons. The record is from RefSeq and is a predicted model, not a curated record.
AUGAUAUGUGAUUGUAAUACCAAGUCCCAGAAAAGUAACGAAGACGUCAACAUCGAUCAGAACAGUACUGGUCAUCCAUUGAAAAAAAGGGAAAUUACGUCUCAAACCGAAAAGGAAUGCGAAGGAGAUUGUCUUUUGACAGCAAAAUCAUCUGAAAAAAACGACGAGAUAAUAACGAUAAAGGAAAACUGUAAUGUAAAAAAAUCUGAUCUCUUGGAAUAUUGUCCUACUGCCGAUGACUUUUUUGAAAUAAACAGAGAAAAACCAAAAGAUUGCAUUCUUCAAAACACUACAGACAAUGAGAGUUUUCAGUAUCACUGCAUAAAAUUUAAGUUGUUCAUUAGUUUACAAAUUAUCAAUAUUGGAGAGGGUCCAAAAGACAAUUUCAAAUUUAUUUCACUGGAUACUCGUUUAGAUUUAAUAACAGAAUGCCAAAUUAAUGAAAAUGGAGAAGCGAAAAUACUGAAGGAGUUCAAAUUACCUAAAGAAAUGACAAGUGGGAGAUUGGUCGAAUACAAUGGAAAUAUUUAUAGUCGACAUGGCCUUCGCUCGGAACGAAGGAUUGUCAAGUAUAACAUUGAAACAAAGAAGUUGACUUUUGGGAAUAAACUCGGUUUUGUUGAGUAUAAUGAUGAGAACGUAUGUGUAGUUCCAGAUGACAACUUUUUCUGGGUAUUUGACGUUAUAAAUAAGACAGAAAAUUUAAAAAGGGGUCGAAUUGAAAGGGUUGUCGUGGGAUAUAAAAUGGAUUUAGAUAAUUUAAAAGUUUUGUCGAAGCAGAAUUUUACUUUCAUUAAUUGUAAAAUAAAUUCCAUCUUCGUUGCUUACGGUAAGUUUUAUUAUCUGCGUAAGCAUCCUCCUAACAAAUUUCGUAUUUUGUCGGCUUUACACAACAAAGUAAUCGCAGACAUUGAUUUACCUGAGAUCCCACGUCCAUACGCGACUAGUUCUAACUUCUUCUAUAAUAUUACUGAACAAAAUCUUUAUUUAUAUUAUACUAAUGUUGUAGAUAACCAUGUACUUUAUGUAAAAAAGUUACAGUUCAAUUGUUCAAACGAAGAUUGACCAAUUCCGUUGACACUUGAAUUAUUUUGUCUUAUUUUCAUUUUUCCAUAUAAAAUCUUUUGUAAUAAUGAAUAAUUUUAACGUUAAUAACUUCUUUGUAUGAAAUAUUA